AUGGUGAGUGUGCUCACUCGCCCAGUCGACUGCUGUUGGUUGCGCGUGGUGCUCGUGUUCGCACGCCCAAGGACACCUGGUGGUGGCGCUUGCAAAUUUGAUGCUUUGGGGGACAUCUACAGCGGCUUCAAUCGUUCUGCGACGCUGCAGACGUGGACGUGGGGCGAUCCGUGCGGCAGCGACGGCAGUGAGAACGCGGGCAGUCCGUGGCACGGCAUCACGUGCGACGUGUCGGCCGACCCGCAACGAGUGAUCGAAAUGUACGUCUCUCUGGCUGCUAAUGCUGCCGCCGCUGCUGCUGCUGCUGCUGCUGCUGCCUCAGCCGCCGCUGCUCGGCUUAACACGGAUAGGAGCGGCGUGGUACGCAGCAACGCCAUCAAGGGCGGCAUCCCCGCCGACCUCUCCGCGCUCACAGGGCUGCGCACCCUCUACCUGUCGAGCUGCGAGCUGGAGGGCGACCUGCCGCGCCUGCUCAAGCCUGUCCCUCACCACUCCCUGCCCAUCUUUCCCUCUCCCCCUCCCCCCCUCCCCCCAUGCCUCUCACCAUGGCCCUCCCUGUGCCAGACACCUGUCGAGCUGCGAGCUGGAGGGCGACCCAUCGCGCCUGCUGAACGCCCUUCACCACCACCACAUAUCCCCCCUCCCCCCAUGCCCUCCCCUUGCCUCCCCCCUUCCCUCCCCUUUCUCUCAUGUGCCAGAGACCUAUCAAGCUGCGAGCUGGAGGGCGACCUGCCGCGCCUGAUCAACGCCCCUCACCACCACAUGCCCCCAUCCCCCCCUCCCCCCAUGCCCUCCCCUUGCCUCCCCCCUUCCCUCCCCUUUCUCUCAGUCUUGUCGAGCUGUGAGCUGGAGUGCGACCUGCCGCGCCUGAUCAACGCCCCUCACCACCACAUCCCCCCAUCCCCCCCUCCCCCCAUGCCCUCCCCUUGCCUCCCCCCUUCCCUCCCCUUUCUCUCAUGUACCAGAGACCUAUCAAGCUGCGAGCUGGAGGGCGACCUGCCGCGCCUGAUCAAGCUCUCGUCGCUCGUCGCACUGGACCUGAGCAACAACUCCCUCACAGGCUACAUCGACCCUGCCAGCACCCGCUUGCCCCACCUUUCCAACUUAAACUCACCCGUCCUCACCACCCUCCCCACCACCAUGGACCUGAGCAACAACUCCCUCACGGGCUACAUCGACCCUGCCAUUGCCCGCCUGCCUCACCUCUCCGACCUUGCGGUGGCGUUCAACCAGCUGUCAGGCAACCUCCCCCCCGCCCUCGGCACCCUCCCUUCGCUCUCCUUUCUUGACAUCCGAGGCAACGCCUUCUCAGGCUACCUCCCCCUCUCCUAUUCCAAUAUUGAGCAAUUCCUCUACGACGGCGCCCUUCCCCCCGCGCCCGCAGGCCCCUCCGCAUCCCCUCCGCCGCCCCCCAUCCCGCCCCCGCCUCCCCCUUCCGUCCCCCCGCCGUCCCCUGUGCUGCCUGGUUUCCCUGGGGGGGAGGAUGGAGGGGCGGAUGCCCCUGCUUCUCUCCCCUCCCCUCCCGCCCCUCCUCUCACUUCUCCCUCUCCUAGACCUCCUCCAACCGCCCCAGGUUCGCUUGCCCCGCCUGCGCCCCCCUCUCUUCCGCCUGUCCCCCCUGUAACCUUCCCCAACGGGACGCACGUUGGGAACGGGACGGGUGGGAGUGGAGGAAACGGGGGGAAACGGGGGGAAGGCGGAGGAGCGGGGGAAGAGGGGGAUGGGUAUUUCUACCUGGAUCCGUCAGUUCCAGAGAAUGAGACGCAAGCGCUGGUGCCGGUGCCGGUGGGGUGCAAGCCGUGUGCUGGGGGGAGUGUGGCGAGGAGGCAUAAGAAGCUGUGUGUGUGCUCGUACCCGCUGCUGCUGGAGGUUCAUCUGGGCAUGGAGUUCUCUAGGUUCAAUGACGUCACCAGAGAGAGCCUUGAAGAGCAGCUGGCGCUGAGUCUGAAUGUAAACCAGACACAAGUGGCUGUAUACGCCACCCGGCCCGGGAGUGUCAUUGCCUCCUGCGCAGUACUGCCGCCCGGCCGCACGGAAGCACUGCCAGUGGGAGUGGCGGGGCAUGCACUGGACGUGCUGCUGGGGAGGCGGAAGCAGCGCCUGGAGCUGUUUGGCAUGGGCGCUGUGAAGGUGCUGGCAGUGCGGCUUCCCACGGUGGUGCUGGAUAGGAAUGGAGGUGUGUGGGGAUUGAUGGUGGAUGAGUG
Messenger RNA from Closterium sp. NIES-65, 2204 nucleotides. The record is from the annotation of a GenBank genome assembly. NCBI's taxonomy places the organism in Eukaryota, Viridiplantae, Streptophyta, Zygnematophyceae, Desmidiales, Closteriaceae.